Messenger RNA from Peniophora sp. CBMAI 1063, 642 nucleotides. NCBI's taxonomy places the organism in Eukaryota, Fungi, Basidiomycota, Agaricomycetes, Russulales, Peniophoraceae. The record is from the annotation of a GenBank genome assembly.
AUGGCUACUCCAACGACUCCAGUAGGCGACAUGUCCUCCGGGACUCUGAAACGCACGAAGAUCGUGCUUCUCGGUGAUCAGAGCGUCGGCAAGACAUCACUCAUCACGAGGUUCAUGUAUGACACUUUCGACAAUACUUAUCAGGCGACUAUUGGUAUCGACUUUUUGAGCAAGACGUUGUAUUUGGAUGAUAGGACUGUGAGGUUACAGCUGUGGGAUACCGCGGGGCAGGAACGUUUCCGCUCCCUCAUCCCAUCAUAUAUCCGCGACUCCACCGUUGCCAUUGUUGUAUUCGAUAUCACCAACCGUCAAUCAUUCAUGUCGACUACGAAAUGGAUAGACGAUGUCCGGUCUGAGCGAGGGAAUGAUGUGAUGGUUGUUCUGGUUGGCAACAAGGCUGAUCUCUCGGACAAGCGGGAAGUCACGCUGGAAGAGGCUACCGCGAAAGCCCAACAACUGAACAUCAUGUUCAUGGAGACGUCCGCCAAAGCGGGUCACAACGUAAAGUCGCUGUUCAAGAAAAUCGCGAUGUCCUUGCCAGGAAUGGAGAAAGACAGUUCCACGGCCGACGCGAGCAACAAGAUCGAUGUCAGCACACCGGCCAACGCAGAAGUACCAGAGGCAUCACAAUGCCAGUGUUAA